AUGAGUUGCAAACUCAAGCUGUUGAGCCUGCUGGCCGCUGGCCUGACCUCCGCGGUCCAUCUGACUGGGUAUGAAUACAUUGUCGUGGGAUCCGGCGCUGGAGGCGGUCCAUUGGCCGCUCGUCUCGCUCUCGCCGGACACAAGACGCUGUUGAUCGAAGCAGGAGACGACCAAGGGCGCAAUGUCAACUACACCGUGCCGGCAUACUCGGCCCUAGCGUCCGAAGACGAGAAGAUGGCCUGGAACUUCUUCCUACGAGACCCCGAAGGGGAGAUCUACACCGGUCUCAACCCGCCGGCCAAUUCUACCAUGAUGGGGACGUUGUAUCCCCGUACAGGCACGCUGGGGGGCUGCACCGCACACAACGCCAUGAUAGCCGUCUAUCCAGACCGCUCCGACUUUGAGUACAUCGCCACGCUGACGGGCGACAGCUCUUGGUCCCCGGAGAACAUGCGGAAGUACUUUGUUCGUAUGGAGCACAACGAGUACCUCCUCCCCGGUCAAAAGGGCCACGGCUACGACGGUUGGCUGCACACCGACACCGCGCCCUUGGACAUUGUCCUCAAGGACCCGCAACUGCUCAGCUUGCUGACAGGCGGCGCCUUUGCUCUGGGUAACAUUACCCACACGCUCAUGAAUUUUGGGACACUGCUCCUGGGCGACGCCAACGCCGACUCGCUCGCCCGCGACACUCAGCCGGGAUACUACCAGAUCCCUCUGUCCAGCACCGACGGCCGCCGCAACGGGCCCCGCGAGUUCAUCACCGCGGUGCGCGACGCCAGAAACCCAGACGGCAGCAAGAAGUACCCGCUGGACGUCCGGAUGAACUGCCACGCCACCCGCGUCGUCUUCGACACCAGCCCCUCUCGCCCACCUCUCCCAACCCGGCACCCCGGCUCCGCCACCGCCUCCCGCGAAGUCAUCAUCGCCGGCGGCACCUACAACUCCCCGCAGAUCCUCAAACUCAGCGGCGUCGGCCCCGCCGACGAACUCGCCCGCUUCAACAUCCCCCUCGUCGCCGACCUCCCCGGCGUCGGCACAAACCUCCAAGACCACUACGAGGUCGGCGUCCAGGCCCACGUCCCCUCCAACUGGACCAGCCUGCACGGCUGCACCUUCACCCAGUCAGACCCCUGCCUGGACCGCUGGGAAUCCAAACCCCCACUGGGAAACCGCGGCAUCUACUCCUCCGCCGGCUUCGCCGCCGCAAUGUUCUACAAGUCGACCGUCUCCGCCGACAACGCCUACGACGCCUUCGUCUUCGGCGGGCCAGUCAACUUCCGCGGGUAUUUUCCGGGCUACAGCGUAAACAUCACCGCCCGCCACGACUGGUUCACCUGGGCGGUUCUCAAGGCGCAUCCGCGCAACACCGCGGGGACGGUCAGCCUGCGCUCUGCGGAUCCGCUGGAUACACCGGCCAUCGUGUUCAAUUACUUCGACAUGGGCGCGGAUGAAGACCUGCAGGCGAUCUAUGAGGGGAUUGAGCUUGCGCGUGAUGCGCUCCGUCGCCAGCUGGUCCCCACCACGGAAGUCCUGCCUGGUGCGGAGGUGGUCAGCCAGGAGGACGUCAAGAUGUAUGUGAGGGAUACGGCGUGGGGGCAUCAUGCGUCUUCGACUUGUCCGAUUGGUGCAGAUGGUGACCCGAUGGCGGUGCUGGAUAGCAAGUUCCGGGUGCGCAAGGUGCAAGGGCUAAGAGUCGUGGAUGCGAGUGUGUAUCCGUGUAUUCCGGGGACGUUUACGGCUGUCUCGACCUAUUUGGUUGCGGAGAAGGCGGCGGAUGAUAUUUUGAGCGAGUUGGCGGGUUGA
This is a messenger RNA of Aspergillus novofumigatus IBT 16806, 1806 nucleotides long. Its product is annotated as choline dehydrogenase family protein. NCBI's taxonomy places the organism in Eukaryota, Fungi, Ascomycota, Eurotiomycetes, Eurotiales, Aspergillaceae. The transcript has 3 exons. Gene Ontology annotation, molecular function: flavin adenine dinucleotide binding; oxidoreductase activity, acting on CH-OH group of donors. Bases 1 to 1806 code for a protein of 601 amino acids. The record is from RefSeq and is a predicted model, not a curated record.